GCUAGCAAAUAGUCAAAUACCCAAUUCAACCAUUGAAAUUAACGGAUUCAUUGUAGAUAAGGUCUGAGGUCUGAACCAAGAAUUUAAGAAUCCGUUUAAAAUGGGUUGACAUGGACCGACCCGAAUCCAGAUCUUCGUAAUCCCUGUCGCGGCCGGCAAAGCCCUCUGGUUCAAACUUCAGCGUACAGCACAACUAUGGAGCGCAAUGUAUGUUUCUUCUCCUCAUCCACUGUCUUUCUCGGCUCACCGCUCACCCAUUCGAAGAAAUUCCCUGAAGAACUGAGAAAUCAGACGAGUAAAAAAGUCCUCAGAAUUUUCGCAGCGAAGUCUAUCCCGGAGAUUGCUUCACAAGAAGUACGAAAAGGCUCCAAGAAGGAUCUCUCCCGGCUUCUCCGAACGGAGGCGGCUAUCAAAGCUAUUGAGAGUAAAGCAAACUCUAGCAAGUACAAUAAUCUCUGGCCGAAGGCUGUCUUGGAGGCUCUUGAUGAUGCUAUUAAGGAAAACCAGUGGGAGUCUGCGCUAAAGAUUUUUGGUCUGCUCCGUAAGCAACAUUGGUAUGAGCCAAGAUCUAGGACAUAUGCAAGGCUUUUUGUAAUGCUUGGUAACUGCAAGCAGCCAAAUCAAGCCAGCUUACUUUUUGAGAUAUUAAGGUCAGAUGGGCUUCAACCAACAGUGGAUGUUUACACCGCACUUGCAAGUGCAUAUGGUCUUAGUGGCUUAGUUGAUGAAGCAUUGCAUUUGAUUCAUGAUAUGAAUUCAGUCUCGGAUUGCAAGCCUGAUGUCUAUACUUACUCAAUACUCAUCAAAUGCUGCACAAAGUUCCAUCGCUUUGAUAUGAUUGAUCAAAUUUUAGGUGAAAUGUCAUAUUUUGGAAUCCAAUGUAGCAAUGUGACGUACAAUACUAUAAUCGAUGGGUAUGGAAAAGCUAAUCUUUUCGAGAAAAUGGAAUACUCUUUGCUAGAGAUGAUCAAGAGUGACACGAGCCUGCCUGAUGUAUUCACUUUAAAUUCAGUUAUUGGGUCUUAUGGUAAUGGUGGAAACAUUGAGAAAAUGGAGAAGUGGUUUGAUGAGUUUCAGCUUAUGGGAAUAAAGCCUGAUAUCAUGACAUUUAACAUACUAAUUAAGGCUUAUGGGAAAGCGAAGCUAUAUGAAAAAAUGGGACUUGUGCUUGAUUACAUGAGGAAACGGUUCUAUAUUCCAACAAAUGUGACUUAUAAUAUAGUUAUUGAGACAUUCGGCAAAGUGGGGAAUAUCGAUAAGAUGGAAGAGUUUUUCUUCAAAAUGAAGCAUAAGGGAAUGAAACCUAAUUCAAUCACAUAUUGCUCUCUGAUUAGUGCUUAUAGUAGAGCCGGAUUCUUAGAAAAGGUUGACUCAAUUAUGAGGCAAGUAGAGAACUCAGAUGUGGUUUUGGAUACCACAUUUUUUAAUUGUGCUAUCAAUGCUUAUGGCCAAGCUGGUGAUAUAGAAAGGAUGGCUGAGUUGUUCUUCAAAAUGAAGGUCAAACACUGCAGACCAGACAAUAUCACCUUUGCUACCAUGAUAAAGGCAUACGAUGCACAAGAGAUGUUCGAGGCUUCUAAAGAUCUACAAACUAGAAUGCUCUCUGCUAGCGACUCUCUAGAGACAAAGUUAAUUGAAUCGCCGCUUGAUUAGUUGGCUGUUGGCGUGUGGAGGGGUAAACCUCUUGGACUUCUUACUCUGGGAAGUUCUACGCAUGUAUCUUACUCUGGAAGACUGGAAGUAUUGCAUAUAUACUCAAGCAUCUUACUUGAUACUCCGUCUGUUCCAUAUAAAGGUAUAUGUUCCCCUAAACCCGAUCCAUCCUCGUGCGGCAGACUGUGGUAGAUUUAAAAAAUCAUACUUACUCCGGAUAUAUCAUACGGAUUACUCUUGUCCAUUAUAACUUUGUCAAGUUUGACCGACUCAAGGAAUAAUAAACUAUAAACAAUGUGGUUGGGAUUUGUAUAAAUGAGAAAAAAAAUAAUAGGAAUCAUAAAUCAAUUGUUAAAAGAGGAAAAUGACAAGGUUUUUGGGGGCAAUCAAACAAUGAAAGGUGACAAAAUUACGAGAGACAGAGGAAGUAUUUUUUAAAAAAAUUUUAUGAAGUUUAUUAAACAAGCAUAAAUGAAAAACAAAUUAUACAUUUCUCGAUCAACUGGUUUUUACUGAACAUGAUGCAUUGCAUCAAUUGGGUUUUACUAGUUAAUCGACCAAAUCCGUGCGAGUUGGUCGAUUAACUAAUAAAACUCAGAUGACCGAGUCAAAAUUCUUCGGUAGAAAUCAGUUGACUGGGUCAAAACCCAUUUUGAAGGUUGUUUGUUUGAAGUCAUUUGACAUAUUAAAAUUGUAAUCUUAACUUUAUAAAAUAAGUAUUGACAAAAGUAGAACCCUAACUUUUCAAUUGGGAUAAGGGUCAGUUUGGUACUCGAAGUUGCAAAAAAAGGGUCAAAUAAGUCCUUAUAAAGAAGAUUCUGUCCGGACGUGCCAUUUGAGGUGGCUUCCGGUGGAGUUUUUUUAUGAAUGUUUUUGACCAUCUUAUUCAUUAAGUCUAGUUCACUCAUUCCAAAUUUCAGAUAAAAAUUCAAUCGGGAAGACAUUCAAAUGAUUUCUUGAAGAUAACUGUGCUGUUAUAAGCGCAGUUAUCUUCAAGAAUUCAUUUGAAUGUCUUCCCGAUUGAAUUUUCAGCUUAAAUUUGAUAUGAGUAAACUAGAUUUAAUGAAUAAGAUGCUAAAAAAAAUUAUCAAAAAAAACCACCGGGAGCCACCUCAAAUGGCACGUCCAGACAGAAUCUUCUAUGUAAGGACUUAUUUGACCCCUUUUUUGCAACUUCGAGGACCAAACUGACCCUUUACUCCUUUUCAAUUGAUAAAAACAGGACCAAUUUUUAUUUACGACAAAUAAGUGGCUUAAAUAAGAUAGAAGGACCAAAAUACUCACAUAUAUCUAUCUCCCCAUGAAACCUUAAAGGCCAGCGAACAGGUUUCAGAGUGCCACUUCAUCCUCGUUCAACCGAUGCCAUCUUUAUCGACUUCCACCAUGUGAGGGAUGCUCCUACAGGGGUGAUGAUGAAUCCAACACCAGUGAAUGUGGCUCCACCCGUGGCGAAGACAGCGACUCCACUACCAGUGAAGGCGACUCCACUACCAGUGAAGGUGACUCCACCAUGAAGACCUCAAUGUUAGAGUCAACUACAAUCGACUUACAUCUUCAUCUUCUCUGAAUUCAACAAGCAUAAGGGGCGGCGUGGCUGGGGAACAAAUUAUGGCUAUGGUUCUGCAUGAUUUCAAGAUAUUGAGGACGGAUUCAUGGGGUAUCCGUCCAAUGAAGUCAGUACCUAUGCUCCAGUUUGGGGGGUAACAGACUACUGUGGUGUGGCUCCAAAGUUGUGUCAUUGGAGGCAUGGUCGAUUGUUGAUUUGAGCAGUAUAAUUGGGCGAUCAAAUGAUGUCCCAAGGCUUCACUGGGAGUGUCACGGGCUUUUGGGCUGAGGCAGUAGUCUCAUUAAGUCACUGUGCAGUGCUAUCACCGGGCGAGCCACGCGUCUAGUACACUGGAUCACAGAAGUCGCUAUCAAUUGACCAUCACUUUUAGAUGGUCAACCAAAAAUGGAGAUAUAUAAAAUUCAAAACCAAUCAUUAUGUGGGAACUUACUUUUGUUGAUGUGAUUUCUGAUAUAGUUUGUGUGAUGAAUCUCACAUUCAUGUAUACUAGGUACUCUCCAUUAAUUUAAUUUACCUAUUUUGUUUACGCUAUAUGGUUAUUUCUAUCUUAACUUAAUGUAGCCUACUUUUAUAGGCUAUGUAGUCAUUUCAUUCAUAAUAAUUACUUCAGG
This is a messenger RNA of Cuscuta epithymum, 3831 nucleotides long. Lineage: Eukaryota; Viridiplantae; Streptophyta; Magnoliopsida; Solanales; Convolvulaceae. The record is from the annotation of a GenBank genome assembly.